Molecule: messenger RNA, 842 nt
Organism: Bombina bombina (fire-bellied toad)
Lineage: Eukaryota; Metazoa; Chordata; Amphibia; Anura; Bombinatoridae
Gene: EIF2S2
Product: eukaryotic translation initiation factor 2 subunit beta
Biological process (GO): translational initiation
Molecular function (GO): translation initiation factor activity
Source: RefSeq, a predicted model, not a curated record
UCAGGCGCAGGCGCUAGAGGCGUGUGACUUCCUUUAGCUGAUGUAACUGCUGAAACCGGGUGCCUCGGAUCUACCGGUGAGCGAAGGAAUACAUAUAAGCAUACAUACAGGAUACAGCGGGAACAGCAGCGUUUGAAAGCUUUGACACCAUGUCCGGAGACGAGAUGAUUUUUGACCCUACCAUGACCAGGAAAAAGAAGAAGAAGAAGAAGCCCUUCAUGCUGGAUGAAGAGGGAGGAGAUCAGCAGCCUGAGGAGACUCAAGUGCCAGAUACAAAAGAAGUAGAGCCAGAUAUAUUUGAGGACAGAGACACAGAUGAUGAGUCUUUUAAGAAGAAAGAUGCUCCUGAUGAUCUGGACGACUUGAAUUUCUUCAAUCAGAAAAAGAAGAAAAAGAAAACGAAAAAGUUUGACCUAGAUGAAGCAGAAGAAGGUGUAAAGAAUCUGAAGAUUGAGAGUGAAGUUCAAGAAGCUUCAGAAUCUCAGGAAGAUGAUUUGGACUUUAUGCUUGGCAAAAAGAAGAAAAAGAAAAAUGUGAAGUUUCCAGAGGAAGAUGACAUUAUGGACAAAGAUGAAGCUUUUGAAGAGGAGGACAACAAGAAAGAUGAUGGCAUCUCAUUUAGUUUCCAGACUGGACCUGCAUGGGCUGGCUCUGAAAGAGAUUACACAUAUGAUGAACUGCUAAACAGAGUUUUUAAUAUAAUGCGGGAAAAGAACCCAGACAUGGUCGCUGGAGAAAAGAGAAAAUUUGUCAUGAAGCCUCCACAAGUAGUCAGAGUAGGAACUAAGAAAACCUCGUGUCAACUUCACUGAUAUUUGCAAGCUAUUACAUCGUCAGCCUAA